Molecule: messenger RNA, 1377 nt
Organism: Macrosiphum euphorbiae (potato aphid)
Lineage: Eukaryota; Metazoa; Arthropoda; Insecta; Hemiptera; Aphididae
Source: the annotation of a GenBank genome assembly
AUGGACAUUCACAUCGAUCCUUAUAACAACCAUUACAGUCUAAAAAUGUUACUAACUAACAACAUUAACGGAGUAAUAAACUGGUUGCAGAAUUCUGCCAAUUUCGGGCCUCACAGACAGGACGGGACACCCUUCAACCGAAUGACGGUAACGAGAUCGUGGUUUGACGUUUACGCCACUACAGGACUUGGCAAAACCAAAUUCGCGUCUAAAAUGGACAGUUUGAUUCAAAUCACGCAGCUGAUGAAAGAAAAUUUUUGUAUUUCACGUUUGGGUUCGCACCAAUUGCCAUGGAACACGAAACAUUUCAACGAUUUGCCGAAUGCUAUCUACAUAGCAGAGAAUUCGUCCAUGUUUCCGAAGGAACAAGUUGAGAAACUCGGUAUCUUAGGAUAUUUUUUAGACACCGGCAACUCAAAAUCUCCCUUAGAAAUGAUUAAUGACAUUUCAAACAUAUUGAUAACGAGGCCAAGAGUAAACUUGACGACCAAAAGCGGUAUGCAUGUUUGCAAGCAUUACUUGAACUUAUACUGUUCAACGGGACUGGGACUGACCGUAGAAGAGGCGAAAACGAGGUCUGCUGAGCAAAUGCUGAACACGCUGCGAAGACUAUGCGGUUUUGUACCAAUGUUAAACUUACCGUUAAUGGAUCACCCUGGAAAUUACGGAAAUGAACAUCGAAUGUGUUUGUGCUUGCCGAUCGACGACCAGUACAAAAUUAAACUGAUCAAAUACUUUUUGGAGUCGCCCAAGGUGCCGCACACCGUGCAACUCAAACAACUCGAGGCCAUGUUGAAAGUGGUCGUGAAAUAUUCGGACACGGGGUCCAGCGGCAAACCUGGUGUGGCCUGUGAAUUUGGACCUCACGUCACAGUCGGCGUAGGUGCUACAAAAAUGAUAAGCGUGUUCAGGUCACGGACGGCAAUGUUGAACAAGCUGAAACUGGUGUGUGGGUUCGUGCAAUAUCCGCGAACGUUCGUGCCACCGGACUGCUCAGAUUCUACGAUGGCCGAAGACGGCGACAACAACAACUGCUACGACAGACUAAACAUUUCCUUCCCGAGCUUACUGCAGCAGGGCAAUCACCCGUUGAACGAAAUGUUUCCGGCCGAACCCGUCGAGUAUUAUAGAGACACGACGGUGUCCAAUCGCUCAGAAACGACUGACACCCCUACCGUUGUAAACGCCGGAAGAACGGUCGAAAUCGUCGUGCGGGAGGGCGUGAUUACGAGAGGUGCAUUUAACCCAAACCUCGGACCCGGCCAUAAUAACUCCAACAGUCCUAUCCGACCAAGGAGCAGCUGUUGUGUGAUCCGAGACUCUAGGGCGGAAGGAUUGACCGAAAGUUACAAUCAAGGACUAGACAUGGGGCAGUGA